CGUGUUGACUUUGUUGUUGCCACUGCAAUUGAUUAAACAACAGCGAUUGCCUGGUUCUGGUCUGGUUACCUGGGCCAACUCAAAGUACAGAGACCAAGCAACAGAGUCUUAGCCAACACACAAUGGGCUGCAACACCAGUCAGGAGCUGAAGACAAAGGACGGCGGCGCCAUCGAUGCUGUCAGCAAUGGCGAACCGGAGCCGAGUGCACCGCAAAUGGAGCUGGACGACGGUGGCGACUCCUGCGCGGUGAAAUCCUCCAACAAUCAUACAAAUCACGCAAAAUCAAAUUCAAUUAUCUCCAAUGGCGAUGCCAAGGCGGCAGCCGUCGCUGCCAUCAGCAAAGGAGCCAGCGCGUCAACAAAUGGCGUCGACCGUUCAUGCGAUAAGGCGGAAAUCACAGAAUUCAACGAUGACGUCGAGGAGGAAGAUGAAGAGCCGGAGGUGGAGAUACUAAUACCACAUCACCAUCAUCAUCAUGGCAGCAAGAAAAUCCGUCGAAAUCCUUUGAAAAACUUGGAUCUCGAUUUUAAAUUCGAUGUUAAUUCGUUUUAGCCAGCACUCAAAUUUACCACAACAACAAAACUAU
Drosophila navojoa is the source of this 588-nucleotide messenger RNA. It is a transcript of the gene igl, whose product is annotated as IQ calmodulin-binding domain containing protein igloo. The record is from RefSeq and is a predicted model, not a curated record. Gene Ontology annotation, molecular function: calmodulin binding. NCBI's taxonomy places the organism in Eukaryota, Metazoa, Arthropoda, Insecta, Diptera, Drosophilidae.